UUAAGAUUGACUUCAAAGUUUUUGGUAGAUUUUCGAGGAUCUGUGGUUUGGGCCUAUGACGACAAAAUUAGUGGGCCACACCAAACCGGUCUCGUAUAUUACAUGGAGACACGACGACGUUGAAUUACUGAGCUGUGGUGUAGGGGAGACCGUGAAGCGGUGGAACAUUCCUCCCACAGGAGGAGAUGAUCAUCACUUGAUCUCCUCGUGUCUCCACACGUACGAGGGAAAAGAGAAUCUUGGCACAGUCUCGUGCGCGUGGGGCCCACAUGGGGAGACUAUAUUCGCUGGCCUCAAUGACGGCAGUAUUGUCAUGUGGAGUCUACAAGGAGAGGAGCUUCGAUCUUGGGAUGGCAUAUUGGGAAUUACGAGGAUUAUUGCUGACCUGGCGGUCACUCUUGACGACGGGGGGAGGGAGGUUGUUGUAACUGCUUGUGAACGCAAUACGAUACUUUUAUUCAAAUGGGGAACCGAGUCGAAGAGAUUCAUCUACGAAGACGGAGAUAUAGUUUCUUUUACGUUGUCAGGAGAUGGUAACUUUUUGCUCGUUAGCUUAUCGAACGAAGAAAUUCAUCUAUGGAACAUAGGGUUUGAAGAUCCCGAGAUUGUGACGGUUUACAAGGGGCAUAAUGUACUAAAUACGUUGUGAGGGCUUGCUUUUUCGGACGGUAUAUUGCCAGUGGAAGCGAGGACUCCUGGGUAAAUUAAAUUAUUCUUUUCAAAAAAUUCGUAUUUUUAUUAUACGGAAUGAGUGAUCGAUCGACCGGUUUUAUAUAUAUAGGUAUACGUCUGGCAUAGGUGUUCCGGGGAGCUGCUCGGUACGGUUCAUGGUCAUUCUGACACGGUGAACUCUGUGACCUGGAAUCCAGCUCAUCCUCUACUGGUGGCUUCUGGAAGUGACGAUCAUACUGUACGUAUUUGGCGUUAAAAGUAUACGUAAACGUGUACGUAUACGCGUGUGUUACUACUUACAAGUUACUACUAGUCAAGUAAUUCCGUUACAAACAAAUUCAAGAAAAUCGGAAAUGGGAAUUUCAAAAAUUA
Molecule: messenger RNA, 1044 nt
Organism: Erythranthe guttata (spotted monkey flower)
Lineage: Eukaryota; Viridiplantae; Streptophyta; Magnoliopsida; Lamiales; Phrymaceae
Source: RefSeq, a predicted model, not a curated record